Molecule: messenger RNA, 381 nt
Organism: Eucalyptus grandis
Lineage: Eukaryota; Viridiplantae; Streptophyta; Magnoliopsida; Myrtales; Myrtaceae
Exons: 2
Coding region: 1-381 (126 amino acids)
Biological process (GO): rRNA base methylation
Cellular component (GO): cytoplasm
Molecular function (GO): rRNA (uridine-N3-)-methyltransferase activity
Source: RefSeq, a predicted model, not a curated record
AUGGAGAUUCAGGAGGGACUUGGCGGCACCAUUUUGCACGAAGUUGACGCCCAUAACAUGACUGAACACCCCGACCUCAGGCACAAAUCUUUCGACCGGAUCGUCUUCAAUUUCCAGCACACCGGUUACAAGGGUCACGACCAUUCGAACUCCCAAAUUCAGCGACACCAAGAACUGGUGAGAGCGUUCUUGAAGAGCGCAAGGUCGAUGCUGACCAGAAAUGGCCAGAUUCACGCGACGCACAAGACGGCCUAUCCCUUCAGCAAGUGGGAGAUAGAGAAGCUGCCCGAGGAAGACGAAAAGCUGCGUUUGGUUGAGAAGGCAAAGUUCUCGGAAUCGGACUAUUCCGGUUAUGUCAAUAAGAGGGGAGAUGGGUCAUGA